UCCCGGGAACCGGCUCCGGGUCGGCAAAGUCCACCGUGGUGCUGGAGAUGGUCUUCGCUCCGCCGCCGCCUUUGGACUGAGUCAGGUACUCCUGGAGCUGUCGGUUCAGGUCCGCCAUGACGGAGGGAGCUAACGGCUAACUGUUAGCACCACCUUCUUCUUCGCUUAUUCUUAUGUCGACUUCCGGCCCUGUGGUGCUCUCCUGCCCCCCAAUGGUCAGAUAAAGAACUACAUGUUAUGACACAAACAGGUUCAGGUACAUCAGGACAAAGGGAAGCUGUGAAGGGACGAGGUUAAUUUUAAUUAUUCAGGUGUAAUCCAUGAAACAAACAGCCCACAGGCCGCUGUGCUUGAGUAAAUGACCAGCCUGUGCUCACAAGCAGACUUAAGCUUGGUUGUUCUUAUCUUAUCACCAUAAAUUAAAUGUAUGGGCCAAAUGUCUUUAAACUGUAAACACACAGGACAGAAGAAGAAGAAGAAGAAGAAGAACUGGUGCUGAAAACUAGGACGAGAAAUGUGAUCAGUGAACUUUAGAGGCUUUAAUCACCUCAGUGUGCAACAGGUUUAAAAGUCUGUGUGAAACACACAUGUCUGGAUUCAACGAAGCUUCUGUCAGAGAAUCUGAAUCAAACAUUUUUAGUUUUAGUUUGGGCUAUGAAGACCAUCAUCAUAUACCCCCAAACCAGUACAUUGAACGGGUCCUUUCAACAACAAGCGGAGAAAGCAGAUCCGCGGGCUGACCGGUGUGAAGAGCCGGGCGCCUCACUCUCCACCUAAAACUAUGAACUGAACUAUGAACUAGUUCAGAUUUUAAAUGGUGAACUAUGAACGUGAACUAUUCAUGUUUACUUGUAUGAACUGAACUUUGAACUAGUUCAUGAGACGUGUGAACGUGCACAACACUACUGACGCCUCCGUCAGUCAGAAGUGUCGAAGACUCCAUGACUGAGAAUCUUCAUGUGUCAGGUCACAUGACUCCAGCUGUCCGUCCAAAAAUAACCCUUCAGGUGAUUGGCUGGAAGGCUGGCACACAACCAUCUACAGUGUGUGUACUAAGCUUACACAGGAACCAGCUGCCAUGGUAUCCCAGCAUGCAUUUCACCCCAGCAGCUGAAGAAGGGUGCAGGUCGUAAGACGGGUCCAAAGUUCAAUGUGACGUGAACCUGAAGACGACAGGUCGGCUUCAUGUCCGUCUCUCAGAUCACCCCCACCCUCUUCCUGGGCAGUGCCGACGCCCCCCUCAACGCAGCGCUGAUAUCACAGAAAAGCAUCACCCUGAUUGUCAACGCCACACUGAGCCACACCUGCCCCGCCUACCCUGGGGUGGAGUGUGUCCGGGUUCCAGUCUCCGACCUACCCAGCGCUCGCCUCGGGGACCACUUUGACCGGGUGGCAGACCGUAUCCAUGGCAACCGAGCUGGCGGCACCCUGGUGCACUGUGCUGCCGGGAUGAGCCGCUCUCCGGCGCUGGUGAUGGCGUACCUGAUGCGGUACAGGGGUGUGACGCUUUGCCAGGCACAUCGCUGGGUGCAGGAGAGUCGGCCCUGGGUCAGGCUGAAUGCCGGAUUCUGGGACCAGCUCCUGAAGUACGAGAAGCGUCUCUACGGGAAAAACACCGUCAAAGUCGCAACAGUGGAUGAGAUGUCCCUUCCACCCCCCCCCCCUGACGCCGAGGACACAGAGGAUGACGAGGUCAACGCCACCGCAGCAGCAGAGGAACUGGUUAAUGCUGGUACCCAGGUCACUGAUGGCAGGGUCACCUGUGAUGUCACGAGGUCCGACACCAGGAAACAAGUCAAGAAGAAGAAAAUAGUUCAGCGGCGUAAAAGUCUGAGCUGUGAGCGCCAUGGUAUCUGAAACAUCUUAGAAACAACGACUACCCACAAUGCAUCUCCUCCGCUGACGGGCUGGCGGAAGCUUCGAGUGAUUCGAUGACUUCUCCUGUGUUCGGGUUCCGUGAUCAUGAGAAGAGCUCACUGAACGCCGCCCUCUGGUGGUGCAAACAGCCUGACGUGAGAAAUGUUUGAGGGUAAUGUUUCAUUGGACGAUAAAUGUAUUGGUCAUUUUAACUUGACUGAUUUAAAUGUUUAUUUAUUGGUCUCAUAUUUUCUCUGUCAUCACGCCUUUAUUUCCUACAUUACCAUACCUGACUGCUAGCAUGCUAGCUCAUGCUGAAAGAAACGUAAAUAUUACAGCCAUGUUGCUGGUGCCUAGCAUCGGCAGGGCCACAGUGAAGUAACCAUAUUAGGAGAAGUGAGGUGGAGCCUGACUGAGAGCUCGAUGACACGCCCACCUGCCACCAGCACAUUGGACAGGACUAGCUGUCAAUCACACUGUGGUAUCCCCCCCAACAUAUCUGGUGCUUUAUGGUCUGUUUGACUCUAUAUGAUCAUAAUUCACUAAAUGAUCAUCAGCUAUUUGAAGAAGACUUGAAACUAGAGACUGAGACAGAAACUCCUGAAUGUUACUGACGUCAUAAAGUGAGAAGUCACUUUCUAUAGAGACUACCAGUGGAGUCGCCCCCUGCUGGUCACUAACCUUUUAUUAUUCAGAAAGUUCACUUCUUCACACCGGCAGAAAAACAGUGAAACAGAGUUCAAAAUGUUAGUUUCUCCCAUUUGAUUAAAGAUGUUAUUUUUCAAAAUGAAGAAAUUUUGUGUGAGAAUUUUCACUUCAACAUCUGGAUGAACAUCUGUCCAUGUGCUUCAUGUGUCAAGUAAUCAAAAAGUGAUGCAAGAUAUUUUCAAAGUUAAAGCAGAGUAAAACAAUGUAAAGAGAAUCCAAAAUAUAUAUAAUACAUAAUACUUAAUAUAUGUCUGGUGACGUCAUGUGUCCUGGUUCAUUUUGUCUCUGAAAAACGUAUUGAAAUUCAUUAAAUUGAUAUUUAUUUCUUG
Pleuronectes platessa (European plaice) is the source of this 2894-nucleotide messenger RNA. Its product is annotated as dual specificity protein phosphatase 18. Gene Ontology annotation, biological process: protein dephosphorylation. Gene Ontology annotation, cellular component: cytoplasm. The transcript is spliced from 2 exons. The coding region runs from base 1186 to 1857 and encodes 223 amino acids. NCBI's taxonomy places the organism in Eukaryota, Metazoa, Chordata, Actinopteri, Pleuronectiformes, Pleuronectidae. Gene Ontology annotation, molecular function: MAP kinase tyrosine/serine/threonine phosphatase activity. The record is from RefSeq and is a predicted model, not a curated record.